Molecule: messenger RNA, 2402 nt
Organism: Periophthalmus magnuspinnatus
Lineage: Eukaryota; Metazoa; Chordata; Actinopteri; Gobiiformes; Gobiidae
Gene: tpx2
Product: TPX2 microtubule nucleation factor
Exons: 15
Coding region: 281-2143 (620 amino acids)
Biological process (GO): activation of protein kinase activity; regulation of mitotic spindle organization
Cellular component (GO): microtubule; spindle
Source: RefSeq, a predicted model, not a curated record
UCACUGUUUUGGUAAGACUGGCGUUUUAGUGAUUUAUCUAGAUUAACCUAAACACAGCGCAUUAUAAAACUAGCACUACGCGUCCAGUUUUGUAAUCUGCUGUAGCGAUUUCAUAGAACUUUAGUCAUGUGCGCGCAAAUAUGUGAAUCACUGAGUGCCGAGGGUCGCUGCUAAUAGUCCGCUGUUUGACAUGGCUCUUUUGGAUUAGGUUACUUUCCGGUCAUCUAAAGUUUAUAUUUCUAAUUGAGGUAGUCGUCUAGUCGUUCAGAGACCAACGACUAUGGACCAAAACGACCUGGACACGUCGGACCGCUAUGUCUUCGACGCUCCGAGCGAAGUGGUGGACCUCGCCGAGUUCCACAACGCGCCCUCUGACGACACCUGGUUUGAGAAACGUGAGAGUGGAAGUCUGUGCUUGUCUAUGAGUGAAGCCCUUCGUGAAAGCCCACACACAGAGGCUCCUGCACAAGUGGACAAAGAUGCCUGUCCUCCCUCAAACAUUGUCACAUCAUGGGGUGAAUCCAAACUCAUCACUACCAGCAACCAGCCACGCAGGGUGUCAAAACGCAAGAUUGAGAUAUGUGGUCCACCAGAGAAGAAGCAAAAAAAGAGUCCAGUUGCUCAGCCGCUCCGAAAGUCCAGUCGCAUCAUGAAGAGCAAAAGCCUGAGGGCCACUCGGAGUGCCUCCAGUCUGCACACAGCACCCACUGAGCUGUCUUCUGAGGAGCUGGAGCUGGAGAGGAUGAAGAAACUGCAGAAGGAGGUGGCUCUGCAUCGCAAGAAGAACGAGGCCAGCUACAAAGCGGCGUUAGCUGGAAAUCCACCAGCAAAGAAGAUGGCCCUUACCACCACUGUGCCCAGAGAAUUUAGCUUCAAGACCGACGCUCGUAUUAAAUCCUCAGCUUCAACACACACCACCGAAGAGGUCAACUUCAUAGAGCAGCUGCGCAAGCGCUCCUCCCCCGCCAAGUCUGUGAAAGGUGCCACUGUGCCCAAGCCUUUUAACCUAUCAGCCAGUAGGAAGAGGAAAGAAGAGUCGGCGUCCUAUGUACCCAUGGCCCAGCAGAUCCAUCAGUUCCAGAAGCGGACUCCUGACCGCUUCCACCAGCCCAGCCGAAAGAUGCAGGAGAGAGGCCCAUCUCCUGUGAAGAGCUCUCACCACAAACCCAUUGUGAGGGAGCCUACCAUCCCAGAGGGCUUCCACCUGCAGAUCGAGAAGCGGCUCCAGGAGAGACAGGCCAAGAAGCCCCCUGCAGUAGAGGAAGAGGAGCCCCCACACAUCUUCAAGUCCCACCCAGUGUCCAAGAAAAUCCUGGAGGGAGUGGUGGGCGUACCAGAGAAGAAGCUCCCCACUCUGACAGUCCCUGAGUCCCCUGCCUUUGCUUUGAAGAAGAGGGUGCGCGUGGAGCCUGCUCCUGUCCAGGUGAAGCCCCCAUCCCCCAUCAAACCCCCCCCGGUGCCUCACUUUGGGCUGCCCUUCCAGCCCAAACUGCCUGAGCACCAUCAGGUGGAGGUGUGUCCCUUCUCCUUCGACAAAAGAGAGCAGGAGAGGAGGGCGCUUAAGGAGAAGAAGCUGGAGCAGAUGAGGAAUGAGGAUGUUCCUACGUUCAAAGCUCAGCCACUGCCCGACUUUAGUACAGUGGUGCUUCCAGAGAAGAAGAAGCCAGAGCCCACAAAGCCCGAGCCCUUUCACCUGCUGAUCGAUGAACGAGGAGCACAGAAGAGCAGCCGCUGGGAGAGCAUGGUCCAAGAAGAGAAGAAACAACAAGAGGAAGCUACACAUUUUAAAGCCAGACCCAACGUGGUCACGCACAAGGAACCGUUCAAACCGAAGAAAGAGGACCGUGCAGAAACAUCCCUCAGCACAGCCGCGGGCUUCCAGCUGCUGACGGAGCGCCGAGCUCGUGAGCGCCAAGAGUUUGACCGACAGGUGAAUGAGAAGGAGACUCGAAGGGCGCUCAUGGAGGAGCAGCAACGUAAGGAGGAGGCUGAGCGGGAGAAGGAGGAGAUCGCCCGGCUGCGGCAGGAGCAGGUGCACAAGGCCCAGCCCAUCAAACACUACCGAUGUGUGAAGGUGAAGAAGAGUGAAAUGCCCCUCACUGUGCCCCAGUCCCCCAACUUCUCUGACCGCUUCCGAAUGUGACCUUUCUAUUGUUAUUUUUAAAUAUUUUUAUUGUAUUGUUAUGUUACAGUUUUUACCUUUUUGACUUUCUUGAAUAAAUUCUGGCUGAUGUGAUUGUCCUAAUAGUUGUAUGUAUCUCUGGCGUUGUCCUGUGGCCUCUGUAAAUGUCUGUAUAAACAUUCUCCAUCUCAUGAGUCUGACUGGAUGUGUCUUGUUUAUUUGACAGACAAAAUACAGUAAAAAUAUAAAAAACUGUAAUAAAGUGAGUCUUGACUGGGAU